This is a messenger RNA of Glarea lozoyensis ATCC 20868, 1527 nucleotides long. RefSeq lists its product as uncharacterized. The record is from RefSeq and is a predicted model, not a curated record. The coding region runs from base 1 to 1527 and encodes 508 amino acids. The transcript has a single exon. Lineage: Eukaryota; Fungi; Ascomycota; Leotiomycetes; Helotiales; Helotiaceae.
AUGGAACCCGUCACCUCAUUCAAUUUGUUCCCUAAAUUACCUGCAGAGCUUCGUAUUAAGAUAUGGCUCCUAGUCUGUCCAACUCACCAACGCAUUGUCCAUAUUCGAGAAAAAUUGACCGAGCUCGGUGAUAUGAGAGAUGUUGGUUACUGGCCAGAUAAGGCAUCCGAUUGCGACAGCCUAGAUCUAGCGGUUCAAGAAGAUACCUACUGCCCGUACAUUGACGAAGCUCUGCCAGUCAAAUAUGGAAAUGAUUAUCACAUCUGGACAGGCCACGGUCAAGCCCAACUCGCAGAUUAUGGGUUCACUUCAUCUGUUCCUCAACCUGAAAAGCCCACGAAAGAAAAAAUUAAGCAGGACUGGAUCACCAAGUGGGAGAACACUCGUGGAUCUGGGAUCUGGAGCCCGAAUGCGAUACCAGUGGCACUUCAUGUUUGUCGAGAAACGCGGUCUUUGUAUCAACGUUUCGGAUACGCUCUUGCAUUCAAAACUCGCACGCAACCCGCCAUGACUUGGUACAACCAUUCUAAAGAUAUUCUUUAUUUGCCCCCGAAUUAUGUUGGUGAAAUCCAGGAGGUCUUCGAAAUUGGAAGUGGGCUCUACCCCGAGGAUCUAAAAGGAGUGGUAGGACAGCUCUCUUCGGAUGAUCUCGAGCUGGUUAAGAAAAUCGCCGUACCAUUAGACUUCUUGGUGUCGUAUCCCGGGAAUCUUCCGGCUCGACGUGCCAAUGAGUUUGUGUCAUGGUGGAUACCUCUCCUUCGAAGGUUUAAAACCCUACAAGAGCUUGUUAUCAUCACAGAUGGCAACCGGGAUCCACCGCGACAUCUGCACGUGUCUCAAGUAGAAAAAUUUGAGCGGAAAGAUAUUUAUUGGGGUGAUGGGAACCCGUGUGAUUGCAUGGUGAUUGAUACUGCACUAGAAGAUAAUUGGGGUCACUACAUUGGUUGGCUUCCAAAAUGGAAGCCUAGGAAUGGGAUAUCUUACGAUAUUCGAACUUAUGAGCAAUACUACCCUUCCGAAAUGAACGACUGUUAUGAGAAGAUCGCUCGGCGUUACCAAGCAAAUAUUGACGACACCGGUUGGAGUACCUCGGAACCAGGGACCAUCAACAACAAUAUUAGUCCUAGAAUACCAAAAGUCCGGAUUGCGAAUAUCAUCUCUUCAACGUCGACACAGGAAGUCCAAGAGAGCCGAAAACGAUACAGACAGUACGUGAAAAUGCUCUACGAAGCCAGCCUCGAAGAAGACAAAACAGGCUUCAAAUCACCCAGAUACGAGCUUCAAUACCCGCCUCCAGACGGGAUGUGCCGUCACGAGUCCGCAGCAUCGGACUCGUAUCGUUCGCGAACAAUAGAUAUAGAAUGGGCUGUAUUGGCCAGAGCGGCGCUGCCAACAGAAGAAAUCGAAGAUGAAUUAUUCACAGAUGAGUGGGUAGAGGAAGUCCACGCACAGCGCGAGGCAAAACAUGGCGUGAAAGCUGCGUGGAUGGAUGUUGAAGCUCCAUAUUUCCGACACGGAGUUGACUGA